Molecule: messenger RNA, 1257 nt
Organism: Acanthosepion pharaonis
Lineage: Eukaryota; Metazoa; Mollusca; Cephalopoda; Sepiida; Sepiidae
Source: the annotation of a GenBank genome assembly
AUGAUUUUCUUUCAUUUUUAUUUCGAACUCUUCAAAUCUAUCUAUCUAUCUAUCUAUCUAUCUAUCUAUCUAUCUGAUAAAAUUUAUUUCUCUCUGUCUCACCUGUUAAUAUCUAUCUAUCUAUCUAUCUAUCUAUCUGAACGCGUCGCUGUCCGACUUUACACUAUCCAGCAUAUUCCCUAUACAAGAUUUGCCCUAUCCACCCUAUUUCCUAUACGAGACUUUUGUCUAUCCACCAUAUUCACUAUACGACACUUUACCCUAUCCACCCUAUUCCCUAUACGAGACUUUUCCCUAUCCACCCUAUUCUCUAUAAAAGAUUUUGCCCUAUCCACCCUAUUCCCCAUACGAGACUUUUCCCUAUCGACCAUAUUCCCUAUAAAAGAUUUUGCCAUAUCCACCAUAUUCCCAAUACAAGAUUUUGCCCUAUCCACCAUAUUCCCUAUACGAGACUUUGUCCUAUCCACCCUAUUUCCUAUACGAGACUUUUCCCUAUCCACCCUAUUCCCUAUAAGAGAUUUUGCCCUAUACACGUUAUUCCCUAUACGAGACCAUUCCACCCUAUUUCCUAUACGAAACUUUUCUCUAUCCACCCUAUUCCUUAUACGAAAAUUUGCACUAUCCACCCUACUCCCUAUACGAGACUUUGCCCUAUCCACCCUAUUUUCUAUACGAGUCUUUUCCCUAUCCACCCUAUUCCUUAUACGAAAAUUUGCCGUAUCCACCCUAUUCCCUAUACGAGACUUUUCCCUAUCCACCCUAUUCCCUCUACGAGACUUUAAACUAUCCACCCUAUUCCUUAUACUAGAUUUUGCACUAUCCACCCUAUUCCCUAUACACUUUACCCUAUCCACCCUAUUCCCUAUACGACAUUUGCCCUAUCCACCCUAUUCCCUAUACGAUAUUUGCCCUAUCCAGCAUAUUCCCUAUACAAAAUUUGCCCUAUCCACCCUAUUUUCUAUACGAGACUUUUGUCUAUCCACCAUAUUCACUAUACGAGACUUUACCCUAUCCACCCUAUUUCCUAUACGAUACUUUACCCUAUCCACCCUAUUCCCUAUACGAGACUUUACCCAUUCCACCCUAUUUCCUAUACGAGACUUUUCCCUAUCCACCCUAUUCCUUAUACGAAACUUUGCCCUAUCCACCCAAUUCUCUAUACGAGACUUUAACCUAUCCAAGCUAUUCCCUAUACGAGAUUUGCACUAUCUACCUAUUCCCUAUACGAGACUUUUCCCUAUCCACCCUAUUCUCUAA